Messenger RNA from Triplophysa rosa, 563 nucleotides. It is a transcript of the gene inip, whose product is annotated as ints3 and nabp interacting protein. The record is from RefSeq and is a predicted model, not a curated record. The coding region runs from base 95 to 394 and encodes 99 amino acids. NCBI's taxonomy places the organism in Eukaryota, Metazoa, Chordata, Actinopteri, Cypriniformes, Nemacheilidae. Gene Ontology annotation, biological process: DNA repair. Gene Ontology annotation, cellular component: nucleoplasm; nucleus; SOSS complex. The transcript has 5 exons.
UGCAGUGGGCGCUGUAACCGCGUAUCGUUACGUUCUUUGCAGCCACCAUCGCGCUUAACGAAGAAGACAUCAGAGAUUUAGAGCACGCGUAAAAAUGGCCGCAAAUCCGCCUGGACCAGACAAAAACCGGGCUGCUAUUCUAGCUGAGCUGAAUAAGGAGAAGAGACGCCUGAUCCAGAGUCAGUCUAUGAAUAACCCUGGAGCCAGCAUUCCUCUUUCUAGACCGGCAGUAAAUAAAGAGUUUAGGGACCAGGCUGAACAGCAGCAUAUUGCUGCACAACAAAAAGCAGCUUUACAGCACGCACAUGCACACUCGUCCGGAUUCUUCAUCACUCAGGAUUCCUCCUUUGGUAAUCUCAUAUUGCCUGUGUUACCGAGACUUGACCCGGAGUAAAUGAACACUUUAUUCAUUCAGUGUUUGCAUUUACUUCAGUCUUUGUUGUGGAUGUGCUAGGUGACCUUCAUUUUUCAAGAAUCCAAGCUUUGUUGUUUUUUGUAUGUUUAGAUUGUUGUCGCUAGUCAAUAUAUUUUUUUAUGAUUGAACAUAAAAUGGAGAGGAGUAA